AUGAAGCAGGAAUAAAAUCAGUUUACAUUCACCACUGUGAUCCAUCCACCUUUUGUGGAUUAGGAAAAAUAAGAAGAACAAUUUUAUCCAUCAAUCGGAUUUAAUUUUGCUACUGGCGAUGCUUAACCUGGAUGGGCUUUCAUAAGCAAGGAUUAACCACCCUGUGUUCCUUACUUUUCAUCUUACCUUAAGAAGUAGAAUGGAGCAGAAUUCCUAGUUACUGGUGGAGCUUAUCAAGAUAAUGAUUAAGGUUAAAGCACUGCCUUCUGCUUUAGAAUUCAGCUUCAUGAUCAUAUGGAAGGACACAGAAUCAAAUAUGAGUUGUGGAGACAAGGAUUAACAAAGGAAGAUGAGGAUGGCAAUGAAAUCGAGGGAGAGAAAGUGGCUGUCAUUCCUCAGAUGAAUUUCCCUAGACACAAUCACAAAGUUUUUGAACUAUUAAAACCAGGAACCACAAAUCAAUAUUUGUAUAUGGUAGUUGGAGGUCAAUUUGUGAAUUAAGAUGACUGGGGUAUCUUAAAUUAAUGUGAAAUUUACGAUGAGAAGGGACCUGUGAAUUAGAAUGGAGAGUAGUAAUGGGAAGUGGUGGAAUCUAUGAUUUAAGGUAGAGCUGGAUUUUCAGGCUUUGUUUUGAAUAAUAAGGUCUACGUUUAUGGUGGAUUGACAAUUGAGAAAGAAGAGAUUAAAGUACUCCAUAGCAAUAAGGUGGAAUGUUUUGAUUUAGCAACAAGGAAAUGGAAGGAUUUCAAGUAUAGAUAAGGUUUGAAUGUAACAAAUCAUUUGGGUUCAUCUUGUUUGCCUGUUUCAUAAAAGCAUAUUCUAAUUUUCGGAGGCUCGAAUGGUGAGAAAGUCACCGAUAAAAUUGCAAUUAUGGAUGUUGAAAAAGGGUCAAUUGAAAAUAUUAAAUAGAAAACUAAAUUGAGUGUCCCAAGAGCAGGAGCUUAAAUUUUUGUAUUGAAGUAAGUGGCUGAUUCAAUUCAGAAAAGAGAUCUGAUUGUAGUUUUGGGAGGAAAUCAGGGUGAAGUGAGUUUUGAUUACUUCACGAUAAAAGAUUAGAAUACUGUCGACAUUGAGUAUAUUGGAAAAAAUGAGUUUAAUAAUGCAUUUACUGGAGCAGUCACUGGAACUUAUACUUUUGGUGGCAUUAAUGAUAUCAGAGCCUGGGCUAAGACAAUGUAGUACAUGCCUGUAGUGACAUUAAUAUAAUGA
Messenger RNA from Paramecium tetraurelia, 1209 nucleotides. RefSeq lists its product as uncharacterized. Gene Ontology annotation, molecular function: protein binding. Lineage: Eukaryota; Ciliophora; Oligohymenophorea; Peniculida; Parameciidae. The record is from RefSeq and is a predicted model, not a curated record. The transcript is spliced from 4 exons.